Aedes aegypti (yellow fever mosquito) is the source of this 1822-nucleotide messenger RNA. RefSeq names its product alcohol dehydrogenase [NADP(+)]. The record is from RefSeq and is a predicted model, not a curated record. Gene Ontology annotation, cellular component: cytosol. The transcript has 7 exons. Lineage: Eukaryota; Metazoa; Arthropoda; Insecta; Diptera; Culicidae. Gene Ontology annotation, molecular function: aldose reductase (NADPH) activity. The coding region runs from base 180 to 1130 and encodes 316 amino acids.
AGCUGCCCGGCCAGUCGCCUACAAACUCGCGCCCAGAUCGGUUCAACUUUCUUUGGAGCUCCGACCCAUCAUAAAUCCCAACGGUAUCAACUUUGAUUUUGUUUGGAGUUAUCGCUGCUUGGUAAACGUUUUUCGAAGUUAGUGUUUUGAGUUAACGAAUUACGUUUCGGUCAAGUGCAAUGGCCUGUAAAAUGGACAUCACAUUCGAGAAUGGGACAACGAUGCCAGCCCUCGGUUUCGGAACAUGGCGGGCAUCCGAUGAAGAGGUGGAGAAAGCGCUCAAUGAAGCUCUGGAAGCCGGUUAUCGUCACAUCGACACUGCACCGGUAUAUCUCAAUGAGAAAACCAUCGGCAAGGUGCUGAAAGAGUGGAUGGACGCUGGAAAGGUGACCCGGGAUGAGCUGUUCAUUGUGACCAAAUUACCACCGCAUGGAACAAGAGCCAGUACUGUUGAGAAAUUUCUUAAAAAGUCAUUGGAUGACCUGCAGUUGGAGUUCGUGGACUUGUAUCAUGUUCAUGUGCCGUUUACCGUACCGGAGGUUGACGGACCAUUCCUGGUAGAGGAUGGACUGAUCGUCCUGGAAACUACAACCGAUCAUGUCGCAUUAUGGAAGGCCAUGGAAGAAGUGUACGAAGCCGGUCUCGCACGCAACAUAGGCCUAUCGAAUUUCAACCAACGGCAGAUUCAAAGGAUCCUCGAUAAUUGCCAAAUCAAACCGGCUAAUCUGCAGAUCGAGAACCACAUCUAUCUGCAGCAACCAGAAUUGGUGAAGUUUUGCAAAGCCAACGGGAUUACCGUUACCGCGUACUCCCCGCUCGGGUCCAAGGGAAUCGAAAAGCUACUGGGCCGCGAAGUGCCAGACCUGCUGGACAACCCGGUUGUGAAGGACAUCGCCGAAAAGCUGGGAAAAUCUCCGGCCCAGGUGCUGCUGCGCCACCUGCUGCAGCGUGGGAUUUCAACGAUUCCGAAGAGUACGAACCCGACGCGCCUGCGGGACAACAUCGAUCUGUUCGGGUUCGAAAUCGACGAUUCCGACAUGGUGCGCCUGAAUCAGCUGGAUCAGAACAUUCGCAUUUGCGAUUUCGGAUUUUUCCCCGGCAUUACCAAGCACCCGGAGUUCCCUUUCUAAACCGGAAAGAGGGUUUCUAUAGUAACAGACAUAAAAUAACAUUUCUCAUUACCUUCUACUAAGCAAACAAACGGAUAACGUUUUCACUAAUUAUUUUAAUUAACUAGUUUUUUACUCGAAAAUGAUUUUUUAGUAUUACAAGUACAACAAUACACUUUGAUAGCUUCGCACUUUAAAUCGUUAGUUCGAUUUGAUGAUAUAUCACAUUCAUUAUUUCGCCUCAUCUCAAUUUAAUUUUUAAGUAUUUUCCGUUAGAUUUCAAGUCUAAAUUUUAAGCUGUUAAUACAAGUGAAGAGAAAUUAACAAAGUCAGGAACCUACUUUGAACUACUGUAAAAUAGUUAUUUAUGCAACGGCUUGUAAAAUUAUUGUAUUUUUUGCAAUUUCUCAUCAUAAUAGGCUGUUUAUCAUCACGCGAAUCCGUCAUGAAACGGCCUACUUUAUUGCACUGAACUAUUAAUGUCGUAAGAGCUCAUAACGCAACAGAUGUUUACGGCACUCGGCCGGAAUAAUCAAACACGGCAAGUUGCGUUCAGCUCAAUACAGGAUUGGCGUUGUGAAAAACAGCAUAUUACGAUGCAAAAUUUGUAUAACUAUUAUUAUGCAACAAGCUGAAAAACUAUGAUACACUCCUACCUCUAUUACGACCGAUAUAGAAAGGUCGAAAAUAAAUUUAAAUUUAAUUAUGUUUUU